Messenger RNA from Nilaparvata lugens (brown planthopper), 5942 nucleotides. Its product is annotated as long-chain-fatty-acid--CoA ligase 1. The transcript is spliced from 11 exons. Gene Ontology annotation, molecular function: long-chain fatty acid-CoA ligase activity. NCBI's taxonomy places the organism in Eukaryota, Metazoa, Arthropoda, Insecta, Hemiptera, Delphacidae. The record is from RefSeq and is a predicted model, not a curated record. Gene Ontology annotation, cellular component: endoplasmic reticulum; membrane. Bases 242 to 2218 code for a protein of 658 amino acids. Gene Ontology annotation, biological process: long-chain fatty acid metabolic process.
AAACUCAGUCGGCUUUCGAUAGCCACCAUGCUCAUCUCCUUUCAAUUUCCAACAUUGGAAACGGUCGUUUACCUGCGAUUUCUAGCUAUCGAAAUAGAAGUCUGGAAUUAGGGUGAAAAAAUGUGUAUCAAUUCAAUUGUUGUUCGGUAGUGUUCUCAAUUUGUGCGUCUUGUACUGUUUCCAUGUUAAUAGUUUGAUUAAGUUUUGAAUGCUGCUUCCUCGCUGACCGCCUACCCUCAUCAUGCCAUGCUGCAAGUGCUGUUAUCAUGAACCAAUCAAAAUCCCAAUCGACCUCAACAAUCAAUCUGAGCUCCUAAGAGGACCAGAGAUUGUCAGAAUAUCAAAAUUCUACAGAGAAGCUAAAGAAGGAAAAUUCUUCAGCUACUUUUCCGAAGAAACUCAAACUCUGUACGAAACAUUCAGACGAGGAGCGAAGAUCUCAAACAACGGGCCAUGCCUGGGAUGGAGAGAGCAGCAUUCCAAGCCAUACCAGUGGAUGCACUACAACGAGACCCUGCUACGAGCACGCAACUUCGGCUCAGGCCUGGUGGCGCUGGGUCUGGUGCCCGGCCAGCACACCUUCAUCGGCGUCUACAGCCAGAACUGUCCCGAGUGGAUCCUCACCGAGCAGGGCGCUUACUGCUAUUCCAUGGUCAUUGUGCCUCUCUACGACACUCUUGGACCUGAUGCCUGUGCCUACAUCAUAAAACAAGCUGAAAUAUCAGUUGUUGUUUGUGAGAACGACGCCAAAUGUAAUCUGCUCAUCGAGAAAGCGCCUCGCUGCCUGAAAAAGCUCAUCACGAUAAGAGAUGUGCGUCCCGCUACAAACCAGAGAGCCAAAAAUAGAGGCAUAGAAAUAUUACAUUUUGAAGACAUUGAGAAAAACGGAGCCUUGAAAAGCCACCCAGAAAAGCCUCCGUUACCCGAUGACCUGUGUACAAUAUGCUACACGUCAGGCACAACAGGCAAUCCAAAAGGAGUAAUGCUGACUCAUCAGAACGUGGUGGCCGGCGUGUGUGCGGUCAUCAUGCAGCUGGGAGAACACAAACCCAACACUUCCGAUGUCAUGAUCUCCUUCCUUCCAUUGGCGCACAUGCUCGAACGAUGCUGCGAGAACGGGAUGUACAUGGUUGGUGGUUCGGUGGGAUUCUACUCGGGCGACAUCCGACGCUUGUCGGAUGACAUGAGGGCGCUGCGACCGACGGUCGCCCCCGCCGUGCCCCGCCUCCUCAACCGCAUGUUCGACAAGGCCACCGUCGAGGCCAGCAACUCAUGCAUAAAGCGGUUGCUCCUUAACAUGGCUCUCAGUGCCAAAGAAAAUGAAAUCAAAAGAGGUAUAAUCCGUAAUAACGGGUUUUGGGACAGAUUUGUGUUUCGGAAGAUGCAAGAUGGAAUGGGAGGAAGACUGAGGCUGAUGAUAGUUGGCUCCGCACCACUGGCUGGCAAUGUCCUGACUUUUGCAAGAUGCGCCCUCGGAUGUUUGAUUGUUGAAGGUUACGGGCAAACGGAAUGUUGUGCGCCGAUCACGCUGACAGUGCAGGGUGACUUCAUCCCGGAGCACGUCGGUCCCCCGGUCGCCUGCUGCAUGGUCAAGCUGGCCGACGUGCCCGAGAUGGAGUACUACGCCGCCUACCACCAGGGCGAGGUCUGUGUCAAGGGCACCAAUGUGUUCCCCGGCUACUACAAGGACCCCGAGGCCACCGAGCAGACCAUUGACGAGACGGGCUGGCACCACACUGGCGAUAUUGGACAAUGGCUACCCAAUGGCACAUUAAAAAUAAUUGAUCGCAAGAAGCAUAUAUUCAAAUUAUCACAAGGAGAAUAUAUUGUACCAGAGAAAAUCGAGAACAUCUACAUCAGGAGUCAGUAUGUUCAUCAAGUAUUUGUACAUGGAGAAUCACUCAAGUCGUGCAUCGUAGCAGUGGUGGUACCUGAUGUGGAUGUCAUUAAAUGUUGGGCCUCAGAGAAUCGAAUUCCAGGAACUCUUUCCGUUCUAUGCGCCAAUGCUGAGGUUAAAAAAUUGAUUAUCGAUGAUAUGAUUACAUGGGGCAAGGAUGGAGGUCUAAAAUCAUUUGAACAAGUCAAAGAUAUAUAUCUUCAUCCAGAUCCUUUUUCGGUUCAAAAUGGCCUAUUAACACCAACUUUGAAAUCUAAAAGACCAACACUUAGAGCAUAUUUCAAACCACAAAUCGAAGACAUGUACACAAAACUACAAUAGCGCAGGCCGACUGUAAAUUAAUUUGUCAUUGAGAAAUAUGAGAGCUUCAAAUCUAUCAAUAGAGUUCAAUCGCAAUGGUGAAAUACCAGCCUUGAAAAACUUUAUUGAAUGCCUAAAAUGCUUUCAGUGACUUGAAUGAACUGAGCUUGAAGGGAUUUGUUUAUACGUUCAAGCUGAGAAAUAUCAACAGUCAUUAGCUGAGUCCAACCAUUCCAGAUUGUAGGAAUUGAGAAACCCUAUCAAAUGAGCAGAUAUCUGAACUACUUAUUCAUAAAAGUUCCCAGUAGAUAGUGAUUCAAUCAAAUGCAAACUCACUCUUAAUGUGUAGAUUGUGAGUCGAAGGUUUUGAUUCCCUAGUUUUGACAUGAUAAAAAAGUGUGCAAACACAAUAUGCACAACGAAACUUCUAAGUAGAAUUAUUGGGUUCUGUUUCUAAAGAAGCAUAAAGUACGUACAUUUUCAUAGCUGAAUUACAAUUAAUGAAAUUAUCAUUAAUUUGUUGUCAAAAUUCCCAUGAGUUAGAAAAUUAGGUACCUAGACUAAAAAUUGAGGAUUUCGCUGAUGCACAAACUAAGUUUAAUAACUUCCUUCCUCUCAUAUUCAUCAUCAUGUGUCACACAUUAGGCUAAUAAUGCAUCAUCUCCUGUUGAGACAUUUACAAGGUGGACUAUAUAAUGAUGAAGAAUAUGAUGUGAGUAAAAUUUGAAAUAUUUAGAGUUCAAGAAAAAUUACAGUAUAAAUAAUAAAAUACCUAUUAAAUAUAUAGUAUGUUUCCAGAAGAGACACUUUGGUUUUUUCACAAUUAAUCCUUCCUAUUUCUCUACUAAUUGUAGAGAUAUUUACAGGAAAGGCAACUAGGACAAAUAUUGUAAAUUAAUAUAUUAAAUUGUUACAGUAUAGAUUUUAUAAUGUAAAGUUACUUAUUAUCGAGCUUAGAAGAAUGGAAAAAAUCAUGUAGAAUAAUCAAAGAUUUUCAACCUCAUGAUGCAUGAUCAAAAUGCGUCACCAAAUCAAUUCAAUUUAUUACACAUGAUUGAUAGAUUAAAAUUUGUACAAACACUUUAUUUACAAUUAAAUAAUAUAAACGUAGAUUACAUAUAUUAUUUUUCACUUUGUGAAAAUAUUGAAAAGUGGAAUCCCCCAAGAAGACUAUUAGUUUAUGAAUGGGGGAGACCAACGUUAGUAGACAGAACUCUGUCUACUAGGUAACUUUGGUGGGAGAGCUCCUAGAAGCACAUAGUAACAAAAUGAAAGCAAACACUAGAAAAACUAGUAUUCUAUUUUCAACUCUUUGUAUGAGAGAUUUCAAUAGAAUUUUGAUAAACAAGUUUUCUAAACUUACAAAACUAUUUUCACAUUAUGUUAUAUCGAUUGUCAUGCUUCCUUUUUGAUGAGACAAUCCAGAAAAUUAAUCAUUAUUUCCAUGACAUAGUUUGUUUUUGUAGGUAAGUGACUAUUCAAUACUCAAUUCUAAAUCCUAAAUGUAUUUUGCAUCCUAGGAAAAUUGACAAGUUCCGUAUAGUAUAAUUUUUUAAUUCUUCAGUUUCUUUGAAGCUAGUUUUCCUAUCCGAACGGCCGCAGUAGCAAAAUAUGUUAUUAGUUUGGUCAGUUGACGCUGGUCUGGUCAUUGAUUCUAUUCUUAUCCUCCUGGAAUAAUAUCUACUGAAAUUCAUUUAAUUCAUAUAUGAGCCACACACAACCUCUGAAGAGAUUAAGAAAGUGGAAACAUCAGAGUAGAUACUUCAACACAGUACUACGCAGUAGGAUGAUUGAUUAAUUGAUUUUAUCAUCCUAUUUUUGUAGAAGGUCUCUUUAGUGUUUUGUAAAACAUUGAAGUGGAAAUACUUGUAAAGUUGUUUUGUUUCGUUGUUAAAAUAAUAGUAAGUUGUAGAAUAAAAUGUAAAUUGUAUGAAAUUGACUCGUGAUAUAUUAUUGUUUACAUCUAGCUCUAUCUCUACCUAUAACUAGUUAUAUUACCUCUAAAUAAUACACCAGAUUCUUGAUUGAAAUUAUGGGUAUUCUGGUAUUGCUCAUAUUUUAUUUUAUUCCAUAAUAUUCCUGGUUUACCCAAAAAUCUCUAAAUUAAAGGAACCAACUACUCCACCAUCCCUACUCAAAAAUAAAAUUAAGAUUGACAAAAUUAAUAAUACCGAGUGAACUGGCCGAUUCAAGUCUGGUAUCAGUUUUCAGGUGACCCCUGAUCAAUUUCAUUACUUAUGACAUGACUUAACGACUGUAAGCCGUGAUCGACGAUUUAACGUGCCCAUUCGAAACACGCCGUUAACAGAGAAAAAUAUUUUGGCCAGCCGAGGAUCGAACUCAGGGUCUCAGGUUCACAAAGCCAGCGUCUAUACCACUAGACUGUAGCCAACAUUGAUCAUAUCCCUUUUCAUAUUAUAAGAGAAAUUCAGGAAACAGAGAAACCCAUAUAAAUUGUUUCUGUAUGAUAUUUUAUUCAAAAAUACAUGGUAAAUUAAAGUACAUUAUGAUAGAAUAUGAUUAAAAAUUAUGGAAGAUUGAAAGUAGAAACAAAUACCUAGUCUGAAUAAUUUAUAAUAGUCUAAAUAUUUCGAACUUUCAAACUGUAAUCUAGAUUUGGGAGAGAAAUAGUACAUACAAGGAGUAUCCUUAGUUUUUCUCUCCCAGUCAGUCCUCUCUUGUGAGAAUAAGAAUGAAUAAAGAAUUUGUCAUGCUUAUCAAUUUCAAUAAUCGGUGGGUGGAAACGAGAAGAAUGUUUAUUAAUGGUACAUGGAACACCUACUUACAGGAUACAUAAUUUAACAUUAGUUUUCAUAUUGCACGUGUCUGAGAAGAUUAGCUACAAUUUGUGGUUUUUGAUGUACUUGAUUAACGACAUUAAUGUUAGACCACAUGUAUAAUUAGAUUAAAUUUCAGAGAUUAACUUAACUCAUUAGACUAUUCUAAUUUAAAUGAAUAUGUCACUGAAAUUAAUUCGAGUCGCGUGUUCCAACUAUCAGUGCUUGUCUGCUCGUUUCUAUUAAAAAAAAGUAUACUGAUUACCGGAUUCGAAGCGGUAAAGAUGGUUGAAAUUGUAGGCUAUCCAUCAAAACUAUUAUUUAUUCUAAUUUAAAUAGGCUCUUUUAAAUUAUUAAUAGUUUUUAUUAUUUUAACUUGUGAUUUUUGUGUUACUUUAUUAACGACAUUAAUAUUGAACCAUAUGUAAUUAGAUUAAAUUUCAGAGAUCAACUCACAAAACUAAUAAAUUAUUCUAAUUUAAAUUAAUCACUGAAAUAAAUUCGAGUCACGUGGUUUUAACUAUUAGUGCUUGUUUGCUCGUUUCAAUUCAAAAAAAAAUUUAUUGAUUAUUCGAAGCGUUAAAGAUGGUUAAAAUUGUAUCCAUCAAUAAUUAUUAUUAAUACUGAAUCCAAGAAAUUUAUGCUCUUGAGAUCAACAAUGAAGAUCAAUAAAUUAUUUUAUUGAUAUACUGAUGAGGUUGUACUGGUAAUAAAAUUCGAUUUAUAUUGAAUACUAUUACUAAGUUGUAUAAAAAACCACUCUGAACAGCCGAGAUGCUAUGUACUGUACAUCUAUAAUAUAAUAAAGGAAAGAAUUGGCUUAUACACAUACGGGAUACAAAAUUCACGAAUUACGCAUUAUCUCAUCUGAACUACUGGACUGAUUAACUUGAAGUUUUGCAUAUUGAUCCUUAAUUCACCAAGGAUGGUUAUAGGCCUAUUUCAAAUUCUUCAAAAUUUGAGUUUGU